Messenger RNA from Neopelma chrysocephalum (saffron-crested tyrant-manakin), 1044 nucleotides. It is a transcript of the gene CEP19, whose product is annotated as centrosomal protein 19. The record is from RefSeq and is a predicted model, not a curated record. Bases 64 to 681 code for a protein of 205 amino acids. The transcript is spliced from 3 exons. Gene Ontology annotation, biological process: trans-Golgi to periciliary membrane compartment transport; microtubule anchoring at centrosome. NCBI's taxonomy places the organism in Eukaryota, Metazoa, Chordata, Aves, Passeriformes, Pipridae. Gene Ontology annotation, cellular component: centrosome; ciliary basal body; centriole.
UUGUGGACAGCCCGGAGGGGGCCUUCGGAGCGGGGGGCCUUUGGCUCCAGGGCCGCUGUAGCCAUGGCAACUGGGCGGGGGGAAGGAGGAGAAGGAAGCAGCGCCUUCCUGCCCGGCCCUGCGGCCGCCCGAGUGAGGUUCACCAUUGCUGAGGAUUCUGAUGAGGCCACUCCCAGCACCAGGACCGGGAUGACCUUCACUGCACAGAAGUGCGGGGUCUGCUUCCAGCCUCCAUCCAUCGUCCUCAUCUACAGAGACCACAGCCAGGAUAAGACCCGCCGGCGCAUCAUGCCCGUCAGGAAUUUCUCCAGGUUCUCAGACUGCAGCAUGGCCGCCGAGCAGCUGAAGAACAACCCUCGGCACAAGUCCUACCUGGAAGGGGUCUCGCUGCGACAGCUCCAGAAGCUCUACAGUUUGCUGAGAGGUCAUCUGGGAGGAGAGAGCCUGGCUGAGAGCUUGGAAAAGUUUCAGCAGGAAGAAACCAUUGACCCAGAGGAAGAUAUGAACAAACUAGAUGACAAGGAACUAGCCAAGAGAAAGAGCAUCAUGGAUGAGCUCUUUGAAAAGAACAGGAAGAAGAAGGAUGACCCUGAUUUCAUCUAUGACGUUGAGGUGGAGUUCCCACAGGAUGAGCAGCUGGAGUCCUGUGGCUGGGACCUGGAGUCAGAUGAAGAAAUCUGAUUCCAGACAGAGACAAACCUCACUGUCCCAGCAGAGAGGAUGAUGUUGGUGCUGCAUGGAACUGAUGCACAUUGGCUACAGAGAAUCUGAGGGACCACAGCAGUCCCAGGGUUAAGGGAGCUUUGUUUAAGAAGCCAGACUUGAUGAAAUGGAAACUGGGCAGCUGAAAUUGUUGGGUGGUUUUAGUCUUUUCCUACAUAAAAGAAUUUAUUUAAUCUUUCCAUUUUUUUACAUUUCAGUCAGCUUUGGCUGAAAAUGAAGUGUUAAAUAUUCAUGUCCUGAAAGCACUGUUAAAGCUGUAUUGCACAAGUAGAGUGUUUCUUAUUGCCUGCUGGGAAGUUAAAUAUAUAUAUCAUUCUUUCU